Monoraphidium neglectum is the source of this 960-nucleotide messenger RNA. Its product is annotated as putative Pre-mRNA-processing-splicing factor 8. Gene Ontology annotation, biological process: spliceosomal tri-snRNP complex assembly; mRNA splicing, via spliceosome. Gene Ontology annotation, molecular function: pre-mRNA intronic binding; U6 snRNA binding; U5 snRNA binding. Lineage: Eukaryota; Viridiplantae; Chlorophyta; Chlorophyceae; Sphaeropleales; Selenastraceae. The coding region runs from base 1 to 960 and encodes 319 amino acids. Gene Ontology annotation, cellular component: catalytic step 2 spliceosome; U5 snRNP. The transcript is spliced from 7 exons. The record is from RefSeq and is a predicted model, not a curated record.
AUGCUCAACCUGCUGAUCCACCGCAAGAACCUCAACUACCUCCACCUGGACUACAACUUCAACCUGAAGCCCGUCAAGACGCUCACCACCAAGGAGCGCAAGAAGUCGCGCUUCGGGAACGCGUUCCACCUGUGCCGCGAGAUCCUGAGGCUCACCAAGCUCGUGGUGGACGCAAACGUGCAGUUCAGGCUGGGCAACGUGGACGCGUUCCAGCUGGCGGACGGGCUGCAGUACAUCUUCUCCCACGUGGGCCAGCUCACGGGCAUGUACCGCUACAAGUACAGGCUGAUGCGCCAGAUCCGCAUGUGCAAGGACCUGAAGCACCUCAUCUACUACCGCUUCAACACCGGCCCCGUCGGCAAGGGCCCCGGCGUCGGCGUGUGGGCGCCCAUGUGGCGCGUUUGGCUGUUCUUCCUGCGCGGCAUCGUGCCGCUGCUGGAGCGCUGGCUGGGCAACCUGCUGGCGCGCCAGUUCGAGGGCCGCCAGUCCAAGGGCGUCGCAAAGACGGUGACGAAGCAGCGCAUCGAGAGCCACUUUGACCUGGAGCUGCGCGCGGCGGUGAUGCACGACAUCCUGGACAUGAUGCCGGAGGGCGUGAAGCAGAACAAGGCCAAGACCAUCCUGCAGCACCUCAGCGAGGCCUGGCGCUGCUGGAAGGCCAACAUCCCCUGGAAGGUGCCGGGCCUGCCCGCGCCGGUGGAGAACAUGAUCCUGCGCUACGUGAAGCACAAGGCAGACUGGUGGACGCAGGUGGCGCACUACAACCGCGAGCGCAUCAGGCGCGGCGCGACGGUGGACAAGACGGUGUGCCGCAAGAACCUGGGGCGCCUCACAAGGCUGUACCUGAAGAGCGAGCAGGAGCGGCAGCACAACUACCUCAAGGACGGGCCCUACGUCACGCCCGAGGAGGCGGUGGCCAUCUACACCACCACCGUGCACUGGCUCGAGUCGCGCAAGUGA